AUGAAAACCCUUUGGGGGGGGGACACACACACCUGCGUCCCCAUCCCCGUCCUCGUCCCAGUCCUUAACCGCCUGGGGCAGAAGCUGAAGCAGCUGAACCAAUUCCCCGACUUCAACAAUUACCUGAUCUUCGUGCUUACGCGGCUCAAGUCUGAAGAUGAGCCAACACGCUCGCUCAGCGGCCUGAUCCUGAAGAACAAUGUCAAGGCGCACUACCAGAGCUUCCCCCAGCCUGUGGCCGAGUUCAUCAAGCAGGAGUGUCUCAACAACAUCGGGGAUGCAUCCUCCCUCAUCCGGGCCACCAUCGGCAUCCUCAUCACCACCAUCGCCUCCAAGGGGGAGCUGCAGAUGUGGCCGGAGCUGCUGCCGCAGCUCUGCAACCUGCUCAACUCGGAGGACUACAACACAUGCGAGGGGGCGUUCGGGGCCCUGCAGAAGAUCUGCGAGGACUCCUCUGAGCUCCUGGACAGCGAUGCGCUCAACCGGCCGCUCAACGUCAUGAUCCCCAAGUUCCUCCAGUUCUUCAAGCACUGCAGCCCUAAGAUCAGGUCCCACGCCAUCGCCUGUGUCAACCAGUUCAUCAUGGACCGGGCUCAGGCGCUGAUGGAGAACAUCGACACCUUCAUCGAGCACCUCUUUGCUCUGGCGGUGGACGAGGACCCCGAGGUGCGGAAGAAUGUGUGCCGCGCGCUGGUGAUGCUGCUGGAGGUCCGCAUCGACCGCCUCAUCCCUCACAUGCACAGCAUCAUCCAGUACAUGCUGCAGCGGACACAGGACAGCGACGAGAACGUGGCGCUGGAGGCCUGCGAGUUCUGGCUGACGCUGGCCGAGCAGCCCAUCUGCAAGGAGGUGCUGACCUCCCACCUGGUGCAGCUCAUCCCCAUCCUGGUGAAUGGCAUGAAGUACUCGGAGAUUGACAUCAUCCUGCUCAAGGGUGAUGUGGAGGAGGACGAGGCCAUUCCUGACAGCGAGCAGGACAUCAAGCCCCGCUUCCACAAGUCCCGCACGGUGACACUGCAGCACGAGGAGGAACGGCCACAGGACCCUGAUGACACGGAGGAUGAAGAUGAUGACGACACGCUCUCAGACUGGAACCUGAGGAAGUGCUCAGCUGCCGCGCUGGACGUCCUGGCCAAUGUCUUCCGGGAAGAGCUGCUCCCCCACCUCCUCCCACUGCUUAAGGAGCUCCUCUUCCACCCCGAGUGGGUCAUCAAGGAGUCAGGCAUCCUCGUUCUGGGGGCCAUCGCGGAAGGCUGCAUGCAGGGCAUGGUGCCCUACCUGCCGGAGCUGAUCCCCCACCUCAUCCAAUGCCUGUCGGACAAGAAGGCGCUGGUGCGCUCCAUCGCCUGCUGGACCCUGAGCCGCUACGCCCACUGGGUGGUCAGCCAGCCCCCUGACAUGUACCUCAAGCCCCUCAUGACCGAGCUGCUCAAGCGCAUCCUCGACAGCAACAAGCGGGUGCAGGAGGCGGCGUGCAGCGCCUUUGCCACACUGGAGGAGGAGGCCUGCACGGAGCUGGUGCCGUACCUCAGCUUCAUCCUGGACACGCUGGUCUUCGCCUUCGGCAAGUACCAGCACAAGAACCUGCUGAUCCUCUAUGAUGCCAUCGGGACCCUCGCUGACUCUGUGGGGCAUCACCUCAACCAGCCGGAAUACAUCCAGAAGCUGAUGCCUCCGCUCAUCCAGAAGUGGAACGAACUGAAGGACGAGGACAAGGACCUCUUCCCGCUGCUGGAGAUGUACAACCAGCACCCCGAGCAGUAUGAGGCCCCCGACAAGGACUUCAUGAUCGUGGCCCUGGACCUGCUGAGUGGUUUGGCCGAGGGUCUCGGCUGCCACGUGGAGCAGCUGGUGGCUCGCAGCAACAUCAUGACACUGCUCUUCCAGUGCAUGCAGGACACCAUGCCUGAGGUGCGGCAGAGCUCCUUCGCUCUCCUGGGCGACCUCACCAAGGCCUGCUUUGUGCACGUCAAGCCCUGCAUCGCCGAGUUCAUGCCUAUCCUGGGCACCAACCUCAACCCCGAGUUCAUCUCCGUCUGCAACAACGCAACCUGGGCCAUCGGGGAGAUCUGCAUGCAGAUGGGGGCGGAGAUGCAGCCCUAUGUCCAGAUGGUGCUGAACAACCUGGUGGAGAUCAUCAACCGCCCCAACACCCCCAAAACCCUCCUGGAGAACACGGCCAUCACCAUUGGCCGCCUGGGCUUCGUCUGCCCGCAGGAGGUGGCCCCCAUGCUGCAGCAAUUCAUCCGGCCUUGGUGCACAUCCCUCCGUAACAUCCGAGACAACGAGGAGAAGGACUCUGCUUUCCGUGGCAUCUGUGUGAUGAUCGGCGUGAACCCCGGAGGGGUUGUGCAGGACUUCAUAUUCUUCUGUGAUGCCGUUGCAUCCUGGGUGAGCCCCAAGGAUGACCUGCGGGACAUGUUCUAUAAGAUCCUCCACGGCUUCAAGGACCAGGUGGGAGAGGAGAACUGGCAGCAGUUUUCGGAGCAGUUCCCGCCCCUGCUCAAGGACCGGCUGGCGGCGUUUUACGGGGUCUAGGCCAG
This is a messenger RNA of Haliaeetus leucocephalus (bald eagle), 2543 nucleotides long. It is a transcript of the gene TNPO2, whose product is annotated as transportin 2. The transcript has 22 exons. Gene Ontology annotation, molecular function: nuclear import signal receptor activity; small GTPase binding. Gene Ontology annotation, biological process: protein import into nucleus. Lineage: Eukaryota; Metazoa; Chordata; Aves; Accipitriformes; Accipitridae. The coding region runs from base 1 to 2538 and encodes 845 amino acids. Gene Ontology annotation, cellular component: nucleus; cytoplasm. The record is from RefSeq and is a predicted model, not a curated record.